ACAGCAGCCCAGGCGGUUUUAUUUAUGUGCAUGAAUACCGCUGGGAUUUUCAUCAGCUACCUAUCCGAUCGAGCUCAACGCCAAGCCUUUUUAGAAACCCGAAGAUGUGUAGAAGCUCGCCUGCGGCUGGAGACCGAAAAUCAGCGGCAGGAGCGGCUGGUUCUGUCUGUGUUACCUCGAUUUGUUGUGCUAGAGAUGAUUAACGACAUGGGCACUGUGGAGGACGAACACUUACAACACCAGUUCCAUAAGAUCUAUAUCCACCGUUAUGAAAACGUCAGCAUUCUAUUUGCAGAUGUGAAAGGAUUUACCAAUCUCUCUACAACAUUAUCGGCUCAAGAGCUGGUCCGGAUGCUGAAUGAACUUUUUGCCAGAUUCGAUCGCUUAGCACACGAACAUCACUGCCUCAGAAUUAAGAUCCUGGGAGACUGCUACUAUUGUGUAUCUGGGCUUCCAGAGCCUCGGCAGGAUCAUGCUCACUGUUGCGUUGAAAUGGGACUCAGCAUGAUCAAAACCAUCAGGUAUGUUCGGUCAAGGACAAAGCAUGAUGUGGACAUGAGGAUCGGCAUACACUCUGGAUCUGUGCUGUGUGGGGUUCUGGGUCUGCGGAAAUGGCAAUUUGAUGUCUGGUCGUGGGAUGUAGACAUUGCAAACAAACUUGAGUCAGGUGGAAUACCUGGGCGAAUCCACAUAUCCAAAGCGACUCUAGAUUGUCUCAAUGGGGAUUAUAAAGUGGAGGAAGGACAUGGCAAAGAACGCAAUGAGUUUUUGAGGAAACACAACAUCGAGACCUACCUGAUCAAACAGCCCGAGGAAAGCCUGCUGACUUUACCCGAAGACAUUGUCAAAGAGUCUAUCCCUUCUUCAGACAGGAGAAACAGCGGAGCGACGUUCACGGAAGGAUCCUGGAGCCCCGAGCUUCCUUUUGAUAACAUCGUGGGAAAGCAGCAUACUCUGGCUGCCCUAACAAGAAAUUCAAUAAAUCUGCUUCCAAACCAUCUUGCACAAGCUUUGCAUGUCCAGUCUGGGCCUGAGGAAAUUAACAAGAGAAUAGAACACACCAUCGACUUGCGGAGUGGCGAUAAGUUGAGAAGAGAGCAUAUCAAGCCUUUUUCCCUGAUGUUUAAAGACUCUGGCCUGGAACAUAAGUACUCCCAAAUGAGGGACGAGGUGUUCAAGUCAAACUUGGUGUGUGCAUUCAUUGUCCUGGUAUUUAUCACCGCCAUCCAAAGUCUACUUCCUUCUUCGAAAAUGAUCCCGAUGAUUGUCCAGUUUUCGAUUCUAAUUAUAUUACAUUCAGCUCUCGUGCUGAUAACCACUGCAGAGGAUUACAAAUGUUUACCCCUGGUGCUCCGGAAAACUUGCUGCUGGAUUAAUGAGACCUACCUGGCCCGAAAUGUCGUCAUCUUUGCUUCAAUUAUGAUUAAUUUCCUGGGAGCCGUCAUCAAUAUUCUCUGGUGUGACUUGGACAAACAACUGCCUUUUAAGAAUCAAACUUUCAACUCUUCGGUAUAUUUUACAGACAUUUGCUCGUAUCCAGAGUAUUUCGUCUUUACCGGUAUCCUGGCUAUGGUGACCUGUGCCGUGUUUCUCCGUCUCAAUUCGGUCCUCAAGUUGGCCGUGCUGCUCAUCAUGAUUGCAAUCUACUGCUUCCUGACUGAGACCAUUUAUGCUUCCCUGUUUCUCCAGUACGAUGACAUCAAUCAUAAUGGAGACACAGAUUUUCUGGGGACGAAAGAAGCUUCAUUGCUCCUUAUGGCCAUGUUCCUGUUAGCUGUAUUUUAUCACGGCCAACAGCUUGAAUACACAGCAAGGCUUGACUUUCUGUGGCGCGGCCAGGCCAAAGAAGAAAUCAAUGAGAUGAAAGAAUUAAGAGAACAUAACGAAAAUAUGCUACGCAAUAUUCUGCCGAGCCACGUAGCCCGUCACUUCCUGGAAAAGGACCGAGAUAAUGAAGACCUCUACUCUCAGUCCUACGAUGCUGUUGGCGUCAUGUUUGCCUCGAUCCCUGGUUUUGCCGACUUCUAUUCCCAGACCGAAAUGAACAACCAGGGGGUGGAGUGCCUGCGCCUGCUGAAUGAAAUCAUCGCUGACUUUGACGAGUUAUUAGGUGAAGAACGAUUUCAGGAUAUUGAAAAAAUUAAAACCAUUGGAAGCACCUAUAUGGCAGUAUCAGGGCUAUCCCCUGAAAAACAGCAGUGUGAAGAUAAGUGGGGCCAUUUAUGCGCCCUGGCAGAUUUCUCCAUUGCACUGAAUGAAAGCAUUCAAGAGAUUAACAAGCAUUCUUUCAACAACUUUGAGCUCCGCAUUGGUAUCAGCCACGGCUCGGUUGUAGCUGGGGUCAUUGGUGCUAAGAAACCACAGUACGAUAUCUGGGGCAAAACUGUUAAUUUAGCUAGCCGAAUGGACAGUACCGGAAUUAGCGGCCGGAUGCAAGUGCCUGAGGAGACCUAUAUGAUCUUGAAGGACCGAGGAUUCGCCUUCGACUAUCGGGGAGAGAUUUACGUCAAGGGCAUCAGCGAGCAAGAAGGCAAAAUCAAAACCUACUUCCUUCUGGGAAGGGUCCAGCCUAACCCUUUGACCAUGCAACCGAGAAAACUAACGGGACAAUAUUCCUUAGCCGCCGUCGUGCUGGGACUCGUGCAAUCUCUGAACAGGCAAAAGCAGAAGCAAAUUUUAAACGAGAACAAUAAUUCAGGCAUCAUUAAGGGUCACUACAACCGGCGGACUUUACUAACUCCGGGCGGAUCCGAGUCAACUGUCCAGGCAGAAGCCGCAGACAAGACGGAUUUGCCAUAAGCCUGCAUCCUCCUUACGAUUACUUUCCUUUUCU
Protobothrops mucrosquamatus (brown spotted pit viper) is the source of this 2833-nucleotide messenger RNA. RefSeq names its product adenylate cyclase 8 (gene ADCY8). Gene Ontology annotation, biological process: adenylate cyclase-activating G protein-coupled receptor signaling pathway; intracellular signal transduction; cAMP biosynthetic process. Lineage: Eukaryota; Metazoa; Chordata; Lepidosauria; Squamata; Viperidae. Bases 25 to 2799 code for a protein of 924 amino acids. Gene Ontology annotation, molecular function: adenylate cyclase activity. The record is from RefSeq and is a predicted model, not a curated record. The transcript has 17 exons. Gene Ontology annotation, cellular component: plasma membrane.